CAGGGAUAUGAACGGCACAGUGAUUGCCGACGAGACGGUGAUCGGACCGUACGAUCAGGACAUGGAUGUGAUGCUCACAUGUGUGGCAGAAGGCGGUAGUCCACCGCCGGCGCUGCACUGGUAUCGGUCGCAGUCGAUGAUUGACGGCUCCUAUAAUAUAGACGAUCGGGGAAUGGCUCACAACGACCUAACUAUAUAUCGAUUGUCACCGCAAGACAUUCAAGUGGUGUUCAGUUGUCAGGCAAACAAUUUUUUAAACUAUAGUCAACCGAUUCGCAGCUCAUUUUACAUCGAUAUUAAU
This is a messenger RNA of Medioppia subpectinata, 301 nucleotides long. NCBI's taxonomy places the organism in Eukaryota, Metazoa, Arthropoda, Arachnida, Sarcoptiformes, Oppiidae. The record is from the annotation of a GenBank genome assembly.